Neltuma alba is the source of this 879-nucleotide messenger RNA. RefSeq lists its product as uncharacterized. NCBI's taxonomy places the organism in Eukaryota, Viridiplantae, Streptophyta, Magnoliopsida, Fabales, Fabaceae. The record is from RefSeq and is a predicted model, not a curated record. The transcript has 4 exons. Bases 1 to 879 code for a protein of 292 amino acids.
AUGGGAAGACACAUCAUUCGUGAGCAAUCACCAGAGGAUCCUGAGAAGCGGAGCAGAUUAUGGUCUCAUGAUGAUGUUCUAGAUGUGUUAAGAAAUUGCACGGGAACAAUAGCGAUUAAGGGAUUGGCUUUAAACAUGUCAGCAAAUAGUUCAAGAUCAUUGGGUGCCAAAGCAUUUGAGAACAUGAAGAAGCUUCGUUUGCUCCAACUUGAUCAUGUACAACUUGUUGGAGACUUUGAUUAUUUAUCAAAGGACUUAAGAAGCCCUGAAGUAUUAGAAGCAAGACCAAGCACAUCUCAAGAUUUAUGUGGAACUCAAGGGUUAAUUGGUUUUCAAGAGAAAUCUCACAUGGAAAGGUUAGAGCCAUUGAGUUCUUUAACUAUUCAUUUAGGCGGAUUCAACAAAGUUAUGGAUGCACUUUUAAACAGUAUUUCACAGGGAUGGAGUGACGGAGGGUUUGACUAUUCUCAGCUUCCUCAAGAUAAUUAUCCUGAUUGGCUAUGUUUUGAGAGUGAAGGAUCUUCUGCAUCAUUUAAAAUGCCUCGAGUUGUUGGUCGUUUGAUGGGAAUGGUAAUCUAUAUUAUCUAUUCAUCUUCUCAAGAUAGCAUGGCAUCUGUAUAUCCUGUUGGCUUCAUGAUAAAGAAUUUCACAAAGGGUACUAUGGAUUUUUACAAGCGAGAUGAUGCAACGACUUCUACUGAUGAUGACUGGCACAAAAUAACACUUAAUCUAGAGCCUGAUGAUGACCUGGAAAUUAUAGUCAAUUUUGCCCAAAAGCAUAUUGUGAAGAAGACUUUAAUCUAUCUGGUAUACAAUGAAGGAACUAAACUAAGUAUCACUCCAUCAUGUGAAAGCAUUGGCAAGGAGAUACGUUUGUAA